UCACAUCCAAAGUCUUGAUUAGUUCUCAUCCAGUGGAGAGUCUGACUGAUGUUGGUUAUGAUACCGUCAUCAAGAAAGAUAAUUGUCAAUGGUUGUUAGCAUUUUUGAUAAUAAAGACCAUUCCAAAAACAAGCGAUGUGGAUGUUUUAGAGUGGAUAUCACCAUCCUUUGGACCAACAUGA
Messenger RNA from Funneliformis mosseae, 182 nucleotides. NCBI's taxonomy places the organism in Eukaryota, Fungi, Glomeromycota, Glomeromycetes, Glomerales, Glomeraceae. The record is from the annotation of a GenBank genome assembly.